Molecule: messenger RNA, 3564 nt
Organism: Leopardus geoffroyi (Geoffroy's cat)
Lineage: Eukaryota; Metazoa; Chordata; Mammalia; Carnivora; Felidae
Gene: S100Z
Product: S100 calcium binding protein Z
Exons: 3
Coding region: 859-1254 (131 amino acids)
Cellular component (GO): cytoplasm
Molecular function (GO): calcium ion binding
Source: RefSeq, a predicted model, not a curated record
CGCCUGGCGUCGGGGCUGCAGGAAGGAUGCGAAGCCUGAGCUUGGUGUGGCUGCUGGGGGGCGCCAUCCUGCUGGCGGCCUCUGCUUCCUGCAAUCGCACCGUCCAAGCUAUACAAGCAUCCAUUGCAUUCGUUUAACUAGUCUGCUCUGUUUACUCCCUUGACCUUGCUCUUGGCCCUGCUAAGGAGUCUACAGGUUUGAGCCAGGGUUUCUUCUUUGCUCCUCUAUUUUUAAAGCUCUUCCCACGCACCAACUUCCUAGCACCUGAAUGUGAGUUCUACCCAUAUUCCCCACAGGGAGGGUACUGAAGGCUUCCUCUUUGCCUCUCAUUGGCCUUCUCAUCUAACGCUCACUGGGCGCCCGCCCUACCUUGAGGGCCCUCGGGGCAACAGAGCACACCUGUUCCUUCUGAUGAUUAAAAACAGACCCAGAGGCCCUUCCAUUUGAACCUCUCCUUGCUGGUAACUUUUGUCUUCUGGGGAACAGGCGUGCCUAGGUGGAACCCGGAUUUAAAGAGUAGAGUUUAAUGAUAAACACCUGUUGCCGAGUUGUGCCCUGGGGGAACAGGUACGAAAUUGGGUAUUUUCUUCACCUUCUAUUUAUUUUUAAUCUACGUUUGAUUUAUUUUUUUUAAAUCUGUGUUUUACUAUCGACCCAAUUUGUGUCUGAUUGCUAACUUGUGAACCCACUGGAACUGCUAGCUUUGGGGGGAGUGGAGAUUGGAGAGGAGCAAACUCACCUGCACAGGUCUCCUCGCAGCCUGCCCCAGAUGCACAGACGCUUUAACUGAAGAGCAUUACGGCCUAGCGAGCGUCCUCCGUGGCGCGGGAGGAUUGGGGGAGGCAGUAUUCUGUUCUCAUGCAUGGGUUGAGGCUUCCCCAUCUGCUUCUUUUGAACAAGUGGUUUUUUUUCCCCCAAGUGUGGUGGCCAGUCUCUGGAAGUGAUCAGGUUGACAUGCCCACUCAGCUGGAGAUUGCCAUGAACAUCAUGAUUAGAAUCUUCCACCAGUACUCCUGCAAGGAGGGGGACAGAUUCAAGCUCAACAAGGGGGAACUGAAAAUGCUCCUGCAGCAAGAGCUCACGGAAUUCCUCUCGUGCCGGAAGGAUCCCCAGUUGGUUGAUAAGAUAAUGCAGGAUCUGGAUGCCAAUAAGGACAACGAAGUGGAUUUUAAUGAAUUCGUGGUCAUGGUGGCAGCUCUGACAGUUGCUUGUAACGAUUACUUUGUGGAACAACUGAAGAAGAAAGGAAAGUAAAGAUAAGUAGUAAGCUGACCUAAGGGCAGAAAUCUAUCCAUGGUUAUUUGCUUCCUGUUUAUCUGCAGUCUUCAGACCUAUAGUUAUAGUAAUGCCAUUAAUAGAAAUAAUAUACAUAUAACUAAUUGCUAGCAUUAUUAAAUGGUGUGUACCUGAAUAUAUUGAUUUAAAUAUUCCAAAUCUUAUAGGCGUGCUCGAAAUCUUCCUGUCCCAUUAAGGACAUUGUAUGCCUUUUUGUGUCUGUCAAAGAGCAAGGGUCACAAAAUUUCACCACUUCCAAAUGAGACGAAAGCUUAGCACACUUCUAAGAGACACUUCUCACCCUGAAAUUGUAUCUGGAACUUCUUAUCCCAUGAAUGAAAAGAGGUGGCUCUCCCACCCUCUGGUGAUUCUGCUUCACAGGGAAGAAGCUGCGCAGGUCUGUAAGCAGAAAGGCUGAUAAACAGAAGGGCUGGCUUUGUCAGUGAGAUAGGUCAGGAGAGGGCGCCAUAUUCAGAGCUAGGUAUUCAAGCCACAAGAGCUGAAGCCAGCAGCUCUUGAAGGCUGGUGUGUAAGUAGCUUCCUUUGCUCCUUGGGUCCCCUAAUUCUGGGGCACGUAUUUUAUACCACUUCCCAGGGCUUCCCCUGGGGCUAAGCUUCAGUUGCCUGCCCUGGGAGGCUGGCUUGAUAUCACACCUUCUCUGGCCUACCUCCUUUUCUUUGUCUCACCACACACGCCCACCCUGUGUCUCUGCCCCUCUCAAAUAGCUGACUCGCAUGCAAAUCCUUGACUCACCAUCUGCCCGGGGCAACCUAGACUGUGGCAGAUCCCUCGGAGAAUUUUAGAAAGAAAAUGGUGGGUUGUGCGUGGAAACACUUACCCUGGCUGCUGUUUGAAGAAAGGGCUACAGAGAGGGCCAGUGUGGAAGAGAGAGACUAGUUAGGAGGCCCUUCUUUGUUCUGAGUGAGAGACGAUGGUGUCCCAGGUCAGGAUUCAAGCAAUGGAGAUCAAUUUGUUAAGUGUUUUGGAUGUGGGAGUGGUAGGACGUGCCAAUGGACUGGUGAGGAAGGGUCAGAAAAGAGAGCACCGCGGGGCAAUAGAGCACUCACUGCUCUUGCCUAUCCUAUGAAUGUUCUCCUUUUCUUCCAUGUAUUAGGGCCCUGAUUUGUGUGGGCUAGUAAUCAAUGUUCCCAGCUAAAAAAGCUGUAUUUUCCAGUCUCCCUUGCAGCUGAGGUGGAGCUUGUAACACAGUUGUGGACAAUGGGACUCCAGCAGAAGUCUCCUGGGAAUUUUGCUAUUUCCAUACAGGUUCUAUACCUUCACCUUGUGAAUUCGUUCCUUGUCUUUCCGUUGGAAUGUAGAUGUGAGGCUGGAAGUGAGGCUGCCAGCUUGCAACCAUGAGGAUAGUGAAGAAAAAGAUAGAAGGAGUUGGGACGUUGUUGUCAUUGAGGAGGCACUGCACAGCCCUGGUCUGCCUGUCUCUGGUCCUCCUAUUGUGUGAAAAAAGAAUGACUGUUCUCUGGUUAAGCCGAAUUCUGUACAUGCAGCCAAACAUAGUCUCUAAUGUUUAGAUUUUUGGUCAAGCAAAUGAUGCGAUUUACUAAAUGGGAAAGACUGAGAGAGGAACAGCUUUAGUGUGGGGACAUUGGGGAGAAUAGCUCCAUUUAUUUAUUUAUUUUUAUUUUAUUUUAUUUAUUUAAUUUUUUUUCAAUAUAUGAAAUUUAUUGUCAAAUUGGUUUCCAUACAACACCCAGUGCUCAUCCCAAAAGGUGCCCUCCUCAAUACCCAUCACCCACCCUCCCCUUCCUCCCACCCAAAUAGCUCCAUUUAAAAUGCCUACUGGACAUCUAAGUGGAGAUAUUACAUGGGCAAUUGGAUAGAUGAUCCAGUCCAGAGCUCAGGGUAAGGAGUGGAAUUAGAGAUCCAUAUUUGGAAGUCAUUGGCAUCUAGAUGAUAUUAAGCCAUGGGCCUAGAGAUCACUUAGGAUGAGAAUGUAGGGAGGGAAGAAGAAAUAUCCAACAGUUAGCUGUCAGGAAAAAGAGAAACCUGCAAAUCAUACAGCAGAGGCAUGGCCAGGAAGACAGAAGGAAAACCAGGAGAGUAUGGUGCCUCAGAAGACUGGAGAAGAAAGUAUUUGAAGAAGGAAAGAGGGCAAAUCCACUGAGAGGAGAAGUUAAGAUGACAGUGGAGAACUAGCCACUACAUUUGCCAUGGUAGAGAUGAUCAAAGACAUCAAUGACCCUGGUGAGAGUGAUUUUGCUUGCAAAAGUAUCUAUGUCCCAGUCUGGCAGACAGUAGACACUCAAUAAAUAUCUGUUAAGUAAAUGAAA